GUUCACGUGGCCAGUAACAUAACUAAUAGUACUAACAUUAACUGGGUUUAAUGCGUCCUACGUAACUAUUUCAUAUAGGUGGUGCAGAGAGGGCUUGAAAGGGAAAGCUAAAUAGAUUCGACAUGGCAGCACGCUCGGAGAGAUUUUCUGUAGAUUUCCUCGUCGGAGGGACGGCAGCGAGUGUAGCGAAGAGUGCUGCCGCACCAAUUGAGAGGGUGAAACUUUUGUUGCAGAACCAAGGAGAGAUGAUAAAAAGAGGGCAUUUGACCAGGCCUUACUUGGGUGUUGGGGAUUGCUUUAAAAGAAUUUUCAAAGAGGAAGGUCUUUUGUCAUUUUGGAGGGGUAACCAGGCCAAUGUCAUUAGAUAUUUUCCGACUCAGGCAUCCAAUUUUGCAUUCAAAGGCUACUUUAAAAGCUUUUUUGGGUGCUCAAAGGAGAAAGAUGGAUAUUUCAAGUGGUUUGCUGGAAACAUUGCUUCAGGAAGUGCUGCUGGAGCAACCACAUCACUACUUCUUUAUCAUUUAGAUUAUGCCAGGACUAGACUUGGCACAGAUGCUAGGGAGUGCCCAGCUAAUGGUAAACGCCAAUUCAAAGGGCUACUAGAUGUUUAUCGUAAGACCUUGUUAAGUGAUGGCAUCGUUGGCCUUUAUCGAGGGUUUGGGGUUUCAAUCAUUGGAAUAACCCUUUACCGAGGCAUGUAUUUUGGCAUCUAUGACACCAUGAAGCCUAUCGUUUUGGUUGGCCGCUUUCAGGACAAUUUUUUUGCUAGCUUCUUCUUGGGUUGGGGUGUGACUACUGUUUCAGGGGUAUGUGCUUACCCUUUUGACACAUUGCGUAGAAGAAUGAUGCUAACCUCUGGACAAUCGCUGAAGUAUCGUAAUGGAGCUCAUGCAUUCUGCGAAAUUGUACAGCAUGAGGGUUUUACUGCAUUAUUCCGUGGAGUGACGGCAAACAUGCUUCUUGGUGUGGCAGGGGCUGGAGUACUUGCAGGAUAUGAUCAACUGUACCAAUUUCUAUAUAGAUCUGGUUACAGGUUUGAGCCACAGAAAGCGUAAAAGUGAUAUUUCUGUAGCAAAAGCAUGUAUAAUUUUUUAAGUUCAAUGUUGAAAGAAUGGAAAAGGUACUUGCGAGGUCAUUUCCUUGAAGAUUGCUGGUUGAUGAAAAGAAAAAGGAGGACAAAGGAAGGAUAUAUAAGUUGCAUUUUCAUUGUAGCUUCACAAAACUGAUGAAUUAAGCUGGUGAGCUCCAUGUUCUGAUAUUGAAUCUACCAGAGUUGCCAUUGGAGCUGGUGCCAUGAGACUUUGGAAGGGAAGACCAGGUCAGUAAGUGGGAUUGAUCUGACAAUAGAAGAUAAGGUAUGACAUACGGAGGACUGUUUCAGUUAGUGGUUAUAUAAUUCACAUUUGAAUUCAAUUACCCCUUUUGGAAAGGUGAAAAUUUAAAAUAAGGAAAACAUGAAAAGCAAAGGGGGAAAAUUUGACCGGAUGCUAUUGUUUUAUAUUAUCUGUACAGUUACAAAAUGUAGUUUAUGUAAUCUUUAUUUAAUUGUUAACGAAUACAAUUCUGUUCAGUAAUCAUUGGAAAUGUCAACACUUUAACAAUUGAUUUUGUUC
Molecule: messenger RNA, 1613 nt
Organism: Coffea eugenioides
Lineage: Eukaryota; Viridiplantae; Streptophyta; Magnoliopsida; Gentianales; Rubiaceae
Product: ADP,ATP carrier protein ER-ANT1
Exons: 4
Coding region: 123-1055 (310 amino acids)
Biological process (GO): mitochondrial ADP transmembrane transport; mitochondrial ATP transmembrane transport
Cellular component (GO): mitochondrial inner membrane
Molecular function (GO): ATP:ADP antiporter activity
Source: RefSeq, a predicted model, not a curated record